AUGACAUCAACAACAACAGUAAAGGAUCCAGCCGAGGCCAGGAAGCGCCGAAAGGAAAUUAUACAAUCCCAAAGGUCGGAUGGUGAAGCAGGGGCAGCGAUAGCAACAACAGCAGUUGCCGCGAGUACCACGAAUGCCUCGCUCAAUGAGUCAGUACCUGCUGCCCCAUUGACUGAGGAAGUUCUUCCUGCAGUGGGCGCUGGAGCUGAAAAGAAACCACCCAGAAAGCGCAAAGUAGAAAGCAUAGAAGAGGAAGAAGCAAGGAAGAAGACUCAGAUCCGCUACGAUCCCGAUGUUCCAAUGAGCAAAGAACAACUCGCUGCUUGGAGACGAGAAGCCAGAAGGGUUCGCAACAGAGAGUCUGCGGCUGCCAGUCGUCAAAGGAUCCGCAAUCGAAUUUCGGAACUGGAAGAUGAAGUUGGGGAAUGGAAGAACAAGUAUGCUCAAGCUUUGCAACGGUUGGAAGCCCUGCAGGGAUCGGGGGUAGCUGCCGAUGGAAGUGGAAAUGUAGUUUGA
This is a messenger RNA of Cylindrotheca closterium, 516 nucleotides long. Lineage: Eukaryota; Bacillariophyta; Bacillariophyceae; Bacillariales; Bacillariaceae. The record is from the annotation of a GenBank genome assembly.